This is a messenger RNA of Nezara viridula (southern green stink bug), 318 nucleotides long. The record is from the annotation of a GenBank genome assembly. Lineage: Eukaryota; Metazoa; Arthropoda; Insecta; Hemiptera; Pentatomidae.
AUGGGAAGGAGGGAUAAUGUUCACAAGAGGAAAAAGACCGAAGAGCAUUUGGAUCAUGGCAUAGAAAUGAAGAAGACGAACCUAAUACGACGCCAGGAGAAACCGCGAUGCUAUUUAGGGAAAACUGGGCCGACGGACAGCAUGUUAAGAGACAGCGUACGAGGAGGCAUGGCACUAACAACUACAAUAGGAAGGAGGUCAGUCCAUCUCGGCGAUAAGCGCAAGAAGCAACCCUGUAAAUUCGAUUCCUGACCAUCCCGAAUUGGCCUUGAGCAGAAGACCUUGUGGAUGGACAUUGUGGAAGUUGUUCAUCAAAAC